Molecule: messenger RNA, 2212 nt
Organism: Saprolegnia parasitica CBS 223.65
Lineage: Eukaryota; Oomycota; Saprolegniomycetes; Saprolegniales; Saprolegniaceae
Exons: 10
Coding region: 1-2124 (707 amino acids)
Biological process (GO): cilium assembly
Cellular component (GO): axonemal microtubule; centrosome; centriole
Source: RefSeq, a predicted model, not a curated record
AUGACGCUACCAACGGCCGAAGAAGACGUUGUCAAGCUCGUUGACGGUCCGUCUGGAUCCGUGGCAACAAUCGACGUGGACGCUGCAGCCAUUGAGACGGUACCCUCCUUGCCGCCCGCGUUUGUUCCAACGCCUGGGCUCGUGGCCAGCCCGGUCGCCACUCACACGACAGCCUUCCACGCCACACCCACGGUGGCCCCACUGCCAGCCGCAGACCGCUUCAGACAGCUACAAGCGACCCUCGACGCCGCGCGCGUCUCUCACGACGAAAAAGUCGCCGACGCUUUUGAGCGGGACAAGAUUCUCAUCCGCGCGUUUGCCAACAAGGAGAACGAGAUGAAGCUCGAGCUCCAAGCGGCCCAACGCGAGAUUAUGUCACUGCGACACGAGCGGGACGCGCUCUCCGUGUCCCAAGACGUGCACACGCUCUCGGAUGCGCGACUUCUUGGCAAGUACGUGCAUAGCCAGAGCCGCCACGGUGUCACGAUGACGUCUGCUGCCUACGAUACGAUGCGCAAAGAGAUGGAGACGCAAGAAGGUUUGAUCCAAGGCUACCAGCUCGAGAACGAACGGCUGAUGCAGCAACUAAAAGACGUGCGGCGGGACUUGCACUACGACGUGCAUACGCAAAACGAAGCACUGUUGGCGACCAUCAAAGAUCUCCGGCAUCAGCUUCAGAUACAGCAGCAAAACCAAGCGAGACCACCCCUGGAAGUCACGCUAGCUGCCGACGCGCGGGUCCUUGCGCUUCAGGAGGAACUACGCGACGCCAGCGAUCGUCACGCAACCCACGAACGCGAGCUCAAGGUCGAGCUCGAUAUGGUCAAGAAAGCGAAGAAGGACCUCGAGUGCCAAAUUGCGGGGGUUCGCAUGGACGUUCUGCAGCGAGAGAACGACGCCUAUGAACAGCUACGCACGGCCAGCGCAGCCCAACAGCGUGACGCCGAAGCCAAAAUUGCGGCGCUGCAGUCCAAGCUCGACUGGUAUAUUCAGAAUCAGCGAUACCUAGACGAGCAAGACGAGCUGCUGCGGCAGCAACGCGCAACAAUCGACGACCUCCGGCGCCAACCUAGAUCCGAGUCAUCAUCAAAACCAAGUCGGGCCGCGGAUCGCCGCCGCAUUCAAGCGCUCGAGACUCAGAUUGCUGAAAUGGAGCGCGCAAUGCAGAAGCGACACCCGGACAGCCUCGUCAACCUCAUCCUUGCGAGCAAGCCUACUGCCGAUGACCAGCUUGCCGAAUGCAAACGCAUACAUGAGCUCCAAGUUCAUGCUCUCCAGGAGCAACUGGCUACGGCUGAGCACUCGCACGAACUAAAGCUUGCAGCGUUUCGCCAGCAGCACGAGCGCAUUGUCGCGCAACUGCAAGCCCAGCUUGACGCAAAAGUCGCAGCUUCGCCGGACCGUGCGAUGCUAACGGCCAAGAUAAAGGAUCUGGAAAAGAAGCUACAGGAUGCACGAGGCCGGAAGCCGGCUUCUAUCAAUGAUGAUAGCACACCUCUCGUGGCGCGACUGAAAAAGCAGAUCGCCGACCUUGCGACUGAGCUCGCCAGUGUCCAGGAGCAACUUGGUGCGAGUGAUAAGGCUCGCAAGCUACUCGUCCAGUCGUCGUCCAUUGUGGCCGCGCCAAGUGUGUCACAGGCGUCGUACGAUGCGCUCGUCGCGCAAGUCGACGGCAUGCAGCGUGAAAUGGAAAAUGCCCGCACUCGCCACGCCACCGAGCUUCGCGAAGCGAAAGACUUGCUGCACGAAGAAAUCCUGCGCGUGACGCAAAUGCUAGCAGUGGCCCACGACGACUUGCACAAGGCGCAGGCGACGGCCGCCCGUAUACCGUACCUCGAGACGCAGGUGUGCGACCUCACGCACCAGCUUGAGCUUCCCAACACACCAUCGAUGCUACAAUACAAGGCCCUGGAGCUCCAAGUACACGCACUGAUGCAAAAGUACGCGGUGCGGGAAACGGAGCUGCAGGCACUUCUGCAGCAAGCGACAGCGUCCAGCCGCCUCGAGCAGGCGGCGUUGCGGGCGCACUACGAGCACGUUCUUACGCUCAAGAACGCAGAUAUCACGCGCUUCCAGCUUCAGCUUGACGAGAUGCUCGACGAGCUCAAGACGCUUCGCCCGUAAUGCAUCUGCGAUUAGCUAGAACAGCAUACAAUGUCCGUGCAUUAACAGUAGAAACUUCUUAGAAAUCAACGACGACAGUCUAUUCAAC